AUCUGUUCAUUUUUCUUCGAAAAAGAAAUUGAAAAUUGACGGAAAAUUUUGCAAAAAAAGAAAGAAAUUGAAAAUCGACGGCAAUGUCGACGCCAAUUCGAGAUGCAAUCGAGAGUUUCAAGAGCAUAACUGGGGCGUCGGAGUCGGUUGCUUUACGGAAAUUGGAGGAGUAUGGAGGCAAUCUAAAUGCAGCUGUCAGUGCACAUUUUCUUGAAUUGGAAAGAAGCAUUACGAAUCCAACAUCUGCUGUUUCUUCUCAGUAUAAUUCUGUUGAUACGAACAAUCAAAGCAGAGUUGGAUCACGUGGCAUUGUUCCAUUUAUCUCUGCAGUUAGAGGAUUUAGGCCUUCAUUACUGCUUGAUUCCAAUUACAGGAGGAAUUUGCUAAACCAGAUUGGUGGUUCUAAUUUCAAUCACCAUGCAACAUCUCCUCAUAUGGGAGAGGUGACAGGGGUCCCUGUAGGGUUUAACAGUGGAAAUGAGCAUUCUCUUCAUUCAGGAGUGAGACCUCCCAUCAUGGCUUCAACAGGACCACCAUCAUAUUACGGAGGGGGGGCUUCUGGGAAUGUCUCGAGAGAUGGUCAUCAACAUAUCGAUGAUAUAGAAGCUGAAAUGAUGCAAGCUGCAAUUGAGGCUUCUAAGCGGGAGUUUGAACAGACUCAUAUUAAUGAGCAUCGUGUUUCUUCCUAUGAUUCAUCUAGAGUUGGGCUACCACAGAGGCUACUUCAGCAAGAAGAUGAUGAGCUUUCUCGUGCAAUUUCUCUAUCUUUGAAGACAGCAAAUGAAGAGAAAGCAAUACAUAUGAUGAAGGAUCAUUAUGAACAAAUGGGAACAUAUGAUUCAAGUUCAAGAACUGGGGCAACAAUGAAUAACAGCUCAAAGGAGCACCUUUUCCUUGUUAACAAGAAGUGUGCUGAAUUGAAGGCAGGAAACUCAUCAUUUAGAGAACUACCAGUGAAUCAUGAAUCCAGCCAUGAUAGUAACAAUCAUCUUUUCCACAGUAAAUAUUCCUUGAAUUCUAAUGAGUGGGGUGAUAUUUCAUCCGAAGACCUUGAUGAAGCAAUUAUGCUGGAGACCCAACUUUUUAGCCAGAUUCCUAAAGGUCCUUCGUAUCACCCUUCCCAUAUAUCCCAUGAGCAAAGUGGUCCAGGUAGAAGUGCAAGUCCUGGUCUACAGGCUGUAUCUCAUCCACAAUCAUCCUCUUUAGUGGAUCUGCGUUUACUGAGGCAACAGCAGGAUGAGGAGUAUUUGACAUCUCUUUUGGCUGAUAAAGAAAAGGAAAUGACUGCACUCAAGAAAGAUGAAAUUCAUAGUUUGAAAGAAAAAGAAUCUUGCAGCAGGAAGCUUGAAGGAGAGGAAGUUGAAAAGGCAAUAGCUGCUAAAAUAAAUUCACUUCCUCCAGAGCCAGCAAUAGAUGAUAAGAAUGCAGUAACUAUACUUGUUAGGAUGCCAGAUGGCACCCGCCAUGGACGUCGCUUUCUCAAGUCAGACAAGCUCCAGCUUCUUUUUGACUUCAUAGAUGUUGGUAAAGUGGUGAAGCCAGGCACUUACAGAGUGUAAAUGAUUAUAUCUUAUUCCGUUUAAUCUCUUUAUGUGGUGAUUGAAGACAGUUAUUGUAAUCUUCAUCCCUAAGGUCGCCUUUUCCAAUUCAUCCCCGCAAUGCUAGUAUAAACUUUAUAAUCAUAUGAUAAAAGAAUGCAUGAAAGACCUUGUCAAAGGCGGCCAACUACCUGAAGCUUGCUUAGAGUUGCCUGAAACUGUUUUUCAAAUUGAAAAGUACCCAUUGCUCAGCAUGAAUUGGAUUAACAUGUGGUGCUGAGACACUAAUUUUAU
This is a messenger RNA of Durio zibethinus, 1832 nucleotides long. The record is from RefSeq and is a predicted model, not a curated record. NCBI's taxonomy places the organism in Eukaryota, Viridiplantae, Streptophyta, Magnoliopsida, Malvales, Malvaceae.